Molecule: messenger RNA, 1023 nt
Organism: Fragaria vesca subsp. vesca
Lineage: Eukaryota; Viridiplantae; Streptophyta; Magnoliopsida; Rosales; Rosaceae
Product: protein FAR1-RELATED SEQUENCE 9-like
Exons: 1
Coding region: 1-1023 (340 amino acids)
Molecular function (GO): zinc ion binding
Source: RefSeq, a predicted model, not a curated record
AUGCACCGCAUUUUAAAAGGAGGGAUUGGGCGUUAUAUGAGGCUGUUUGAGAUAUUGCCUCACAUGGAGAAAAUAAUAGAGAGAAUAAGGAAUCGGGUUCUACAUGAUGACUACCGUUCUGAGCAAUUUCGUCCUGUGUAUGACACACACAUGCGCAGCUUGGAAGAGGAGAUAUGGGAGAAAUUCACUCAUGAUGUGUUCCUAUUAAUAAGGGAUCAAAUUAACUUCGAGUGGAAUUUUGUGGUUAGUAAUGUGGACAUUACUACAGAAACUGGUGCAUCCUUAUUCAUGAUAUCCCAGUAUGAAAAGCCGGAGCGGCGUUGGAUUGUGUCCUGUGACAACGAUGACAUGAAUAUAACCUUCCUUUGUUCAUGCCAGCUGUUUGAAUCUGAUGGCAUUCCAUGCUGUCACAUUUUUUCAGUCCUUAAGCAUCAGAUGCGUACAAGACUUCCGGACUCCCUUGUGAAAAAGAGGUGGACAAAGGAAGCCAGUGUCAGGAGGACCUUAUUGAGUUCGGGAUUGGCGAAUGACAAUGCUGUUCAGCUUGCUCGAUAUGGUGAUUUGAUGUCUGCUUGUGCUAAAUUUUGUCAUUUUGCUUCUUUUAGCGACGAGGGGUAUGAGGAAGCCAAGGAGGUGCUUAGCCAGUUGACAAUCCGUGCUCAGAAAUAUCGUGUUCCAAACCAGAAUGCCUAUAAAUUUGAUAGUUCUGAAGGGCUUCACCCCAAUGUGAUCAAGGAUCCUAAUAUGUGUAAGAAUAAAGGGACGAAAUCAAAGACAUGCACUGAUAAGAACAAAAAGGGAGGAAAAAGAUGUGGAACAUGUAGAAAGAGAGGACACAACAUGCGAACUUGUGGUGCAAGAGCUGACAAGGGUAAAAACGGAGGUGGUGAUAAUGCUAAGGCCUGCUCUUCAACCGAGGGUGUCACGGAAAUAAGUGAAUCAAACAGCAGUAUUGGUGAUGAUGCCUUCUACGAGAUGGAUGAAAGCAAUGCUACCAUGAUCAAGUCACUAACAGACAUUUAA